AUGGCUUUUUGGCGUGGCGCUUCUCUCUUUUCAUCAUCGACAGCAGCGACGACUUCUUCGAGCAAUACUUUCGGACAAGAAACAAUCGAGCGAUUGUCCGAUCGUCUUCAAACAGCAACACGUACUGAAGAUCGGCGAGAUGCCGUGCGUGGUUUAAAAGCACUUUCAAAGAAAUGUAAACUUGAAGUCGGUACUCAAAGUAUGACUCUAUUAGCAAACAUUCUUCAAGGCGAUCGCAGCGAUCUCGAUCUUAUUCAAUUAUCACUUGAGACACUAGCAAAUAUUGUUACUUAUGAAGUUGCUAAUGAAGAAGAGCAAGCUAAUCUACCACAAGAUAUCACCGUGCAAUUCACAGAACUGUAUAUAAAAAACAAAGCAAAUGUUCAUGCUGCUCUCGAAUUAGUUGAAGAAACUGAUUUUAAUGUUCGCCGGUCGGCCAUUCGAUUUCUUACUGCGUUGUUAACAAACUGUACUAAAGAAUUGCAAGAAAUUAUAUUAGAAAGUGGACCCAUGGGUGUUUCCAAAUUAGUCGAUCUUCUUCAAGAUGAACGAGAAGUGAUUCGAAAUGACGCACUUCUUCUCUUACAAAUCUUAACUCGCUCGAAUGCGAAUAUCCAAAAGAUAGUUGCAUUCGAAAAUGGUUUUGAACGUUUAUUUGAAAUUCUUGUUAGCGAAGGCGGAAGUGAUGGUGUUGUUACCGUCGAAGAUUGCUUAUCUGUUUUAUUGAAUCUAUUGAAAAAUAAUCCAUCGAAUCAGAGUUAUUUUCGCGAAGGAUCAUAUAUUCGACGAUUAGUUGAUUUUUUCGAACUUGGCUCUAUUGGAGAAAAACGUUGGUCGGCACAAAAAGUCACCAAUGUUCAUCUUCUAUUACAAAUUAUUCGAAUACUUGUCUCACCAACAAAUGCCAAUCAGAACAUCGUCGCUUGCCAACGUACAAUAAGCCAAUGUGGUCUGCUACACCGUUUAUGUGUCAUGUUAACACUAACAACAAUUCCUGCUGAUGUAUUAGCUGAAACGAUCAACACAAUUGGUGAUGUCGUUCGCGGUCAUAUGGAAAAUCAACAAUUUCUUAGUUCUGUUAUGAAUACAACUGGUGAAGCUCAACAACCGGUUUUAUUCAAUUUACUUUAUACGAUGGUUGCUGGUGAAAAGCAACCCUUUCCACUUCGAAUUUCCAUUCUCUACUGUCUUCAAUGUUAUCUUUAUAAAAAUGAAUUAGGCAAAUCGCUGAUCGUUCACACACUUUUACCUCAAACAGAAAAUGCUGCAAGUCAAUAUACACUAGGUCACUUAAUGAUCAUCGGUUAUCUGAGUAAAGAUGUUGUUGCAUCAUGGUGUUCCGGCAUUGCACUUGCUCGACUCGUUGCUGAUAGUCAGCAAUUCAAAGAAGCAAUACUUAAAGUUGUGCUGGCGGUUGAUCAAGCGCAGACAGGAGCGAAAACUCUAAUGGAGAUUUCCAUUGAUUUGCUACAAAACUCUUCAUCAUCAUUUCAUACACGCGUCGCUGUGUUAAUUUUUCUUAGCACGUGGUUAUCAAAUUGUUCAUUAGCAGUACAAGCAUUUCUCUCAAUUCCAAAUAGUAUUUCAUAUCUUAUUUCGCAAAUUUGUGCUCAAUUGAUAGCCGAUGAUCGCGAGAAUCUCAUACAAUCACUAUGCUCAUUUGUAUUAGGUUUAUGUUUACUUUUCAACAAUAAUCAAAUACCAUCAUAUACAACUGAAGCUCUCGAACGAUUGAUAAAUAAACGCAUUGGCAUUGAGUUAUUUCAAGAAAGACUCGAAACAUUAUCCAAAUCGGAGUUUUAUGCAAAAGCUUUACAAAAACCGCAACUAAAACUAUCGAAAUCUGCUGAUAUGAUUCUUGACUAUGAGUUUGCUCGUUUAUACAAAGCCCUUGAAGGUUCAAUCGGACGAAUGUUAACUACACAAACUAUGAAUGCCACUGAUAAAUCGCUCGGAGAUCCACUAUCAAGUAAUCUUUAUGAUCAACAAACAUCAACAAUGAUGACACAUUACAACGAUUUGAUCCGUCAACAAGAUCAGCAGUUGAAUACGUACAAACAGCAAGAAAAAUAUUUGCUUCAAGAGACGGACAUGCAGAAAAGGAAAAUCAAUGAAUUAGAACAAAAAUUACAAGAGAUUAGAGAUCAAUAUUCACUUUUGAAAAUAUCAACAAAACAAGGACCGGAUGCUCACAAUGAAUUGAGAUCCAUAUGUGAACAACAAAGAGGUGAAUUGGAAUAUCUAAGAAAUAUUCUGGCUCAACAACAAUCGUCUACAAUGAAUCAUGUGGCAAAUGGAAUGGAGAAAUUGAACGUGGGUAAUGGUGAAAAUCAUACUGCUCAAGUAGGUGAGCGCGCCGCAUUAACAGCGCGUAUAACAGAAUUGCAAGAAAAAUUGAAUUCUUAUGAUGAAAGAUAUGCGGCACAAAACGAUGAAAUAGCUCGACUUCAGUUAGAAAAUGGUGUUUUACAAGAGAAACUAACGAAUGAAAAACGCAAAGUAUCACUGCUCGAGAGUUCUCAGGGUCAAACACAAGAAUUGAUUGAUGAGAAAAUUCGAUUGAGCGAUGAUUAUCAAAAAUUAAACGAUAUCCAUCAGCAAACUUUAAUAGAACAAAAUGAUUUACUCGCUCUGUGUUCCAACUAUGAGGAUCAAUUGACGACAUGUAGAAACUUGUUACAAUCAGCAGGAAUAACCAUCCCAAACUUCUUACUCGAACUUGAUGAUAAUGAAUGA
This is a messenger RNA of Adineta ricciae, 2736 nucleotides long. The record is from the annotation of a GenBank genome assembly. Lineage: Eukaryota; Metazoa; Rotifera; Eurotatoria; Adinetida; Adinetidae.